Molecule: messenger RNA, 609 nt
Organism: Hibiscus syriacus
Lineage: Eukaryota; Viridiplantae; Streptophyta; Magnoliopsida; Malvales; Malvaceae
Exons: 3
Coding region: 1-609 (202 amino acids)
Source: RefSeq, a predicted model, not a curated record
AUGUCGGCGCUUUCAAUGACCACGACUUCUGGUGAGUGGGACUGGGAACUCUUAAAAGCUACUAUUCCGGAGCAUAUUUGCCAUCGAAUCGCAGCAAUUUGUCCACCAAACUUGACGCUUGGUAAGGAUACGCCUGGAUGGAAUUGGGAGUUCUGGUCCUUGGAAGGAGGUUUGGAGCAUAAAAACACCACAAGAAUUAGAACCUUUCUAUGGUUAGCUCUCCAUGGAAAAUUGUUGACCAAUGGAGAACGUUACCGUCGACAUCUUGCCUCUUCUGCAACUUGCUCCCUAUGCCAAAAUGAUGAUGAGGAUAUGGAUCAUGUGCUUCGAAAAUGUCCUUCAGCUUUUGCGAUAUGGCGUCGAGUAGUUGAUGCAAACGAACUUCUGGAAUUCAUGGAGUUUUCAAAUGAAGGAUGGCUUGUGGUUAAUCCAAAUUAUGUUGAGCAUGAAGAUAUACUGGUUCAAAGUGUGAGGCCUAUAAAUGAAAUAAUGGCAAACAUGGAAUCUGGACUAAGUGGUCGAGUGGUUCACCUUCUGUUGAAAGGUGGAAAUGACCUGCUGAGAACUGGGUUAAGGCGAACGUCGACGGUGCUGUUAGAGGACAGAUGA